UAGUAUAUAAUGACUUUUUAAUUAUUUAAUAUAUAUUUAUUAUUUCAUAAUAUGUUAUAAACAUAUAAUAUAUAAAAUAAUAUAUAUAUAUAUAUAUAUAUAUAUAAUGUUCAUCAAGGCGCGGGUCUUAACCUAGUUUAAUAUUAAAUCUGAUAGACAACACGAAUACUAACUGUACUAAAUUGAUAAUUAAUAAUUUAACGCCAAAAAGUUGGUCCGAAAUAGUUUUAACACAAAAGCAAAAUCACCAAUAUACUAUAAUCUUGCCUGAAACGGACAAAGAGAUAUUACUUAGAGAGGUGACCAUGUGGUUUUUCUUUAAUCAUAUCCGUCACUAAGUUCUAUAUAGCUUUAGCUUUUCACAACCUUUUAAUAUUGUAUCUUAAAGUCACAUAAUGAAUUAUUUUGACAGUAUUAAAGGGGUUCUGUCUUUUAUAAAUGGUAAAGGUAUGGGUCCAAAAAAAAAAUUCCCUCUUGUGUUAAAGAAUAAUUUAUAAAGAGAAUAUUCUCAUUUUUGUAGUUUUAAGAAAAAUGAAACUUCAGAAUUACUUAUUAAAGUUAACUUGGCUGACAGUUUACCUCUAUGUAUUCGGAUUUUACUAUUAAUGGACAUCUUUCAAAUUGAUAUUGUCGUUGAAGACGGUGUUAACUGGCAAAAACAUUAAACAUAUUAUACAAAAACAUUUAAAAAAAGUGUACACUUUUAUAACUGUUAUAUUGCUCUUGUUUUGGGAUAAAGCUGCCGCCAACUGAGAAAAAAAAAGUAUUUUCAGAACUGUUAAAUUUGUUAGUGGGUUACAAUGGUACAUGAUGAAUAUGUAAUCCUCAUUACGUUUUCACAUUGUUAGAUAUUUAUUUAAAAGAUGUAAUUGCAGAUCCUAUAUCAAUAAAACAUGAAAGUAAUCAGUUUUGUUAUGCAACCACAAAUAAAAAAAAUGUACCAAAAAAAUCAGAGAGAAAGAAGAACCGGACCGGUUUGUUUCCAAUGUUAAAGAGCGCGGGAACUUACGGCUAAGAAGACGCAAGAGAAAAAAAGAAGAAGAGAAGUGUGUGUUUGUUACUUCUUUACGGGGCUUGAUCAAUAAUGCAACAGGUAUGAUUCUUCCAAUGUAAUAAUAUACGCUCGAGUAGGCAGUGAUAGUAUUUCGUGUAAGCUUAUAUUUUUGAUUCAAUUUUUAAUUACCUGACGUAAGCUGAUCGGUACACUUUCUCAAAACCCGAUAAAAUUCGGUUUUGUUCGGUUCAGUUGUAAACCGAAAUUUGAAAUUACCUAGGUUAUGUUGAGGAACUGAAAAAGCAGCUCAAGAAAACAAAGAAUCCAGAAGAGGCUGAGGAACUCAAGAACAGGUUAACUUAUGUUGAGUCAGGAGAAGUGGUUGAAAUAUGAUCCAUCAACAAAUAACAAAGGAAAAUUAAUACUUACAGAACACAAAAGGAAAGAAAGAGAAGCCGCAAAGAUGGGGAAGAAGCCUUACUAUCUCAAAUAAUCUGAAAUCCGAAAGCAAGCACUCAUGGAAGAGUACAACAGUCUCAAGGAAUCUGGGAAGCUUUCAUCGUCUGACAAACGGAGGAAGAAGAAUGCAACAAAGGAUCACAGAUACAUGCCUUAUCGGUGAGACGAUGCCUCAGAUCAAUAAAAGAGAGAGAGUCAGAGAGAGUAUUGCUUUCAGGUUCAUGCCGAGAAUUGAGAUGAAGAUGAGCUAGCUAUAGGGAGAGCAAAAACGUUUUUAAUUGCUAUUGAGUAUACUAUUUACAUGAUCUGUACAACAUAGUGAGAAUUUUAAGGUAAUCAGAUCAAAUCCAACUA
This is a messenger RNA of Brassica rapa (field mustard), 1807 nucleotides long. RefSeq names its product ribosomal RNA processing protein 36 homolog. Gene Ontology annotation, biological process: maturation of SSU-rRNA from tricistronic rRNA transcript (SSU-rRNA, 5.8S rRNA, LSU-rRNA). Gene Ontology annotation, cellular component: nucleolus; 90S preribosome. NCBI's taxonomy places the organism in Eukaryota, Viridiplantae, Streptophyta, Magnoliopsida, Brassicales, Brassicaceae. The record is from RefSeq and is a predicted model, not a curated record.